CAGUAACUACAAACGAAGUGCAUUACAAAAUCGACAAAAGCAUCUACUGAAACCAAUAUUUGAUGCAAAAUUUAAAAAAUGCAUUUGAAGAACAAAUCUAAUAUUCGUUUAUUUUUAAUCACAGCAUAAAAUGAAUGAAGAGAAGUGACUCAGUAUUUAGUUUGAGUGGUGUUAUAUUUUGAUGAUAUAGUAUGUUUCAUUAGUGAAAUGUAAACAUUUUAACGAUGAAGUUUUAUUUACACUCUAAUAAUCAAUAUAUUCACUUGGAAAUUCUGUUGAACAGCAGCAUUAAUACAAUUUAACUUUUUAUAAGUUUUUAGAAUAUUUGGAAAAGCAGCAGUAACCGCUAUUUUUGUUUACUGCUUAAUGCAGUAAAAUUAAAAUAUUUGCCUCACAAAGCAGUUGAUUGUUAUGAGCAUGCCUGUUUUUCAUGUAUGCUUUGCGUGUUUAUUCCAUGUAUUAUAAAUUGAGAUUUCAUCAAUUUGAAAGCAAUUUAAAAUGGCUCCAAAACGCAAACGCUUAACUCUAAAAGAAAAAGUUGAUAUUAUUAAUAUUAUUGAAGAAGAAAAUUUAAGCCUUCGGCAAGCAGCUAAAAGAUUUGAUGUAGGUAAAUCGACAAUCUCUAAUAUUCUGCAAACUAAAAAUGAGACUCUAAAGUACUCAGAAAAAAAUGGUGAUGGCAAAAAUAAAAGGAAAUUUCUGAAAAAUGAAAUGGUAAUAGUCAACAAUGCGGUUUUUAAAUGGUUGCGUCAGGUAAAAUUCAAAAAUAAACCCAUGCCAGGCACCUUGAUAAAAAAGAAGGCGACAGAAAUAGCAGAAAAAAAUAAAUUUACAAAUUUUUCUGUGUCAAAUGAUUGGUUAGAAAAAUUUAGGAAACGUUAUGAUAUUAGUUAUACAUCUAUCUGUGAAGAGAGCGAACGUGUAGAUAUGAUUGUUGUCAAUGACUGGUUUUCAAGAGUGAAACAUAUUUGUAAUGGUUAUGCAGAAAAAGAUGUUUACAAUUUAGAUGAAACUGGAUUAUUUUAUCGAGCACUGCCAGAUGAAACAAUGUUACUCCAAAAUAAAAACUGUAACGAUGGAAAAUUAUCCAAAGAUCGUCUAACGGUUGUUUUAUGUGUAAAUAGUAUUGGUGAAUUUGAAAACCCUGUUAUUAUUGGUAGAGCUGCUCAUCAAUCUUGCUUUAGAAAUAUUGAUAUAGAAUCUUUAGGAAUAGUAUGGAAGAAGAAUACCAAAUCGUGGAUGACGAAAGAUACAAUGAUACAAUAUCUAACCAAUUUGAACAUCAAAAUGAAGGAAGAAGAAAGAAAUAUAUUAUUAUUUAUGGAUAAUGCUGCAUGCCAUCCAUCAUUAAUAUUAUCAAAUGUUAAAAUAGUAUUUUUCCCAGCUAUUACAACUGCAAUAUGCCAACCGUUGGAACAAGGAAUAAUCAAAAAUUUUAAAGUAUUGUAUAGAAAAAAAGUUUUAAGCUCUAUUUUAACAAGAAUUUCACUUGUUUCGUCUGCACACGAUCUAUCAAAGCAAUUGACUGUGCUGGAUGCUAUAAUUUGGAUCAAAGCAGCAUUAUCGGAAAUUAAGCAUGAAACAGUUACUAAAUGCUUCAAUAAGUGCGGGUUUUCUACUUCAUCAGACUACAGUUCAGAUAAUUUAGAUCCUAACGAUGAAUCCAAAUUAGAAGAACUCGUAAAUUCUUUUAAUCCAGACAUUCAUGAUAAUUACGCCUUAAUCGACGAAAAUUUAGUAACAGAAAAAGCUUUGAUAGAAAUUUCAGAUUCCGUUCAAAAAGAAGCAAAUGAAAAAGAAGAUUCGGAGACACAGCAACAGGAGUCAAGAAUUAUAAAUUCUUUAGAAGCUUUAGAGUACAUGAAUAAAUUAAAAAAUUAUUUUUUGCAUCGUAAUGACGUAUCAUCAUUUCAAAGUAUAUGCGAUGCACAAAUGAGUUUUGAAAAUGCCUGUAUCAAGAUAACAAAAUAACAAAAAUCUUGCUAAUUUUUUUGUAU
Trichogramma pretiosum is the source of this 1997-nucleotide messenger RNA. RefSeq names its product tigger transposable element-derived protein 6-like. Bases 499 to 1971 code for a protein of 490 amino acids. The record is from RefSeq and is a predicted model, not a curated record. Gene Ontology annotation, cellular component: nucleus. The transcript has 3 exons. Gene Ontology annotation, molecular function: DNA binding. NCBI's taxonomy places the organism in Eukaryota, Metazoa, Arthropoda, Insecta, Hymenoptera, Trichogrammatidae.